AUCAGACACCACCAACACACAAACUCCAUUUACUCCCGCAGGGCACGUUUUUACAUCACAAACACCGCCCAACUCCAUGAGUCCGAAUGAUCUACGAUGAUCGAUCGAUCACCCAACUCUCGCAACCAUGAAGCCACUCGUCUAUGUAUUUUGCACUCGCACCCAACUGCCUCGACUCUGCAGGAAGAAGAUAAAAACGAACAGCUCGACUACUCGUUUAUACACGGAAGAAAGUUCUCUGCACGUGAUAUCAAAGAUUCACAUGACCCAAACCCCCUUCACCGUAUCCGACGCAGAGGUCUUGAGAACGCCUAACCACCCAAUAUAAAAGACGAAGCUGAAGACACACAACAGAUAAAAAUUGGAUCUCCGCUAUUUGAUAUCUUCAAAGACUGUAUAUCGG
Messenger RNA from Mytilinidion resinicola, 403 nucleotides. RefSeq lists its product as uncharacterized. The transcript has a single exon. The record is from RefSeq and is a predicted model, not a curated record. The coding region runs from base 97 to 315 and encodes 72 amino acids. Lineage: Eukaryota; Fungi; Ascomycota; Dothideomycetes; Mytilinidiales; Mytilinidiaceae.